Molecule: messenger RNA, 1045 nt
Organism: Ipomoea triloba (trilobed morning glory)
Lineage: Eukaryota; Viridiplantae; Streptophyta; Magnoliopsida; Solanales; Convolvulaceae
Product: calmodulin-binding protein 25-like
Exons: 1
Coding region: 139-831 (230 amino acids)
Biological process (GO): response to osmotic stress
Cellular component (GO): nucleus
Molecular function (GO): calmodulin binding
Source: RefSeq, a predicted model, not a curated record
UCUGCUCCUAUUCCCUCUGUACAUCUGUCUCUAUAUAUAUAUAUAUAUAAUCUCACUACCAUUCUUAUCACACUCUCUACUUCAAACUUGAAAGCUAAGUUUCUUCUUUUAUGGAGUGUUAAUUAAUUUUGAUUGGAAAUGGAAAUGGCUUCUUCUGAGAAUUUGAUGGCGAUGGAGCCUUGGGGGGUUUUUCGUCCUGGAUUUGUUGAUCCUUGGUUCGCCGACGUGUUUUCCCGGGAAACGGAGGCGCUGACGAAAGUUUUGCAGAAAUCGAUGUCGGAGGCUCCGGCGGCGGUUUUGCCGGUUUUUAAGGCGGAGGAGAUGGUGGCGGUGGGGACUCCGAGCGCUUCCGGGCCGACGGUUUCGGGCGGGUCGGAGAACGAGACGGCCGGGUCGAAGCGGCGGAGCGUGGGAGGCGCGUUGAACGGGAAGAGCAAGAAGCGGAAGUCACGCGCGGCGAAGCGGUCCACCACCACGUACAUAACCGCCGACGCCGCCCAUUUCCGGCAGAUGGUGCAGCAGGUCACCGGGUUCAAGUUCAACGGGCAGCUGCCGGUCGCCCCUAUCCUGAAGCCGGAGCCGCAGCGCGCCGUGCAACGGCUCCAGCCGAGCGGCGGCUGCCUCCCCACGCUCGACACCUCCGCUUUCUUGCUCGACCAGAACAAACAGACGGUGGGCUCCACCACCGCAACGCCACUACUCCAGCCGGCGGCGCUUAUCUCUCCUCCGCCGCCGCCGAGGAUGGAAGCCGACGCCAGCUGCGCGUCAGCUUUCGACCUUGACUUCUUCUCCAGCUUUCCCACCCUGGAGUCAUGGAAAACAGUAAUGUAGCCAAGGAACUAAAAUAGGCCGCGUUUGGCAACCUUCCUUGUGGGAAUUGGGAUAAAAGUUUAGGGAGGGAAAUAGGGGAAGGGUAUAAUGGGGAAAAAAUGUUCAUAUUUUUGUAGAUGUUGGAGGGAAGGGACUUGGGAGUCCUCAGUAUGUAUUUUGUGUUCUGCAGAAUCAUUAGAAUCUGAAUCUCAUCUAAUCUUUUGUUGUUCGAUCA